Molecule: messenger RNA, 223 nt
Organism: Ectocarpus sp. CCAP 1310/34
Lineage: Eukaryota; Phaeophyceae; Ectocarpales; Ectocarpaceae
Source: the annotation of a GenBank genome assembly
AACCCGCCCCCCGCACCCGAAAAAAAAAAAACAGACCAGGGGAUGGGACACGGGAGGGUAGACGGUCGUCUGGACAGGGCGGGUUUCUUGAACCCAACUUCCACCGCAGGAAAGAUCCAAUGCGUUCCCAACGAAGGCGGCUACCAACAAAAUGCCUAUCGAAACACGGAGGUGCGCUUCUUGCGCAAGUAGUUCUAAAGGGAAUCGGAAAAAUACCAAAUCC